Messenger RNA from Mytilus trossulus (common blue mussel), 8028 nucleotides. RefSeq lists its product as uncharacterized. Gene Ontology annotation, molecular function: protein binding. Lineage: Eukaryota; Metazoa; Mollusca; Bivalvia; Mytilida; Mytilidae. The transcript is spliced from 18 exons. The record is from RefSeq and is a predicted model, not a curated record. The coding region runs from base 174 to 5555 and encodes 1793 amino acids.
GGGAGUAAGUUUUUCUAAUUCAAUAGCAACUUUAUACCCUCUUGAUCAACAAUACGCUUUGAAACAGGGCCAAACAUGAAUGUGAGUUGACUUGUCAAAAAUCAUAGCUUUUUAAAAAGUUAUAUAACUACUGUCACCGGUUAUAAAGUGCACGUUGAAGAAGAUAAUUAAUAAUGGAUUUGGACAAAGUUGUUUUUAUUUUUGGAUACUUGUUUAUUUUUGUAAAAUUGUGGCCAGUUUCAGCAGAUGGGACACAUGGCCAUGCACUCUCAGUAACAACUGUGCAUGGUUUAAAAACUACUAAAGAAAGUGUAAAUGAAGAAAAUAUGAAGAUUCACAGUGAAAUUCUGAAGAUUCCUCAUGAUUUUAACAAGAUUAUUUAUUUGGAUAUUGUCCAGUAUAUAGAGACUGAUGUUUUCCUGGGAACAAGCACUGAUAACCUAGUGACCUUCGACCUACAUACCCACACAUCUUACAGUUUCCAUCAGCCAUCCACUUCACUGUGGUCUAGUACAGUAUACACAGACAAUGAUAUGUACAUCAAAAUACAAGUUGGUGAAGAUCCUGGUGGAUAUACAGAUUACACUAUAACAACAAUCAUCAUUGGAUUCAUCAUCAUAGUGCUGCUGUCAAAACUCAGGAAUUACAAAUCAAAAUUCAAGUUACAGAUCACAGAAAAAGAUAGUUCCGAUGAACAAUCAACAUCAUUCAUGUGGAAUUUUACUUAUUUAGAAGAAUUUUUGUGGAAGAGAAAAGAUAACAAAAUUUUAAAGGUACAUGAAGAGAGUUAUACAGUAGACAAGACAGACAGGAAGGAACACAUACGGAACACUAAGAGCCAUCAUGAGGAAAAUGAAACUGAAAACAGAUAUUACAUGAUGAGCAGCAGCAAUAACCAAUCAGACUGCAGUAUACUCAAUCAGAGUUACAGAAUGAAAUUGUCCCCUAAUGGUCAGAAAAGAAGCUGGACUUUCUGUAUGGGCAUCAUCUUCAUGAUUUUAGUUGCCACUGUGUUAGCAGUGACAAAUUUUAAACAGAAACGUGUGCUUAAAAUAGAUGUUCCAGAAAAUGCAGUAAUAAGAAGAAUUCGCUCUUACUCUGUCAACCCUGAUUUAUCAGCAAUAGCUUUGAAUAGUAGCAGUAUGACAUUGGUAACUAGAGUCCAGUUACUACAAACUUCCUGUCUUACGGACAAGUCUCUAUGUGAGACCUACGCCAUGUGUGAUACAGACUUAGGUCACAUGACCUGUAGAUGUAAGAGAGGAUUCUACGUCAAAGACAGGAAAUGCAGAGCCUGCGCUACAUCAUGCCGGGAUGGUUAUUACAUGUCACGGGCCUGUACAUCUAGUAGUGAUGUCAUUUGUAGACCAUGUUCUACGUGUUCUGGAGCCUCGUAUGAAGUGGCAGCAUGCAGCAGUACACAGGAUACCAUCUGUGUUGGCGCUGCAUUUCCUAUACAAGAUGUUAAAUGGAAUAAAUUAAUAAAACAAUCAGCUGGUACUGAAGUCUCAUUGACAUCAUCACAAAAUGUGUUCCAUGAAAAAAUAGGAGGAAUAAAGAAGUUAGACGUCUCUAUGUACAUUCCAAACAAUGCACAGGUUCAAGAGUUUGACUUCCAGCGAGAAUCAGGUCUACACAUCAAGAUAAAAGUUUCCAGUCUGUAUCUGGUACCCCAGUAUAUUGAUCUAGAUCAUGAAGAUGAUUUCAAGUUCAUAGAUAGAGAUAGGUUCCAGCUAGAAAAAUCAAAAGAACAGUACAGGGCUAUCAAAAAGGAUUUCUGUAGGCAUCAGUUACCAGAUCAUUACAAACUGGUACUGUACAUCACACGUAACCAUACCUCUGCUGCUGAUGCAGUCACGUGUAACUCACAUGACCCUGAUAUCCCAGCAUGCCCUGAUGGGUAUAAGGAUGGCGAUAUCUACCUCAAUAGACAUAUCAAUACGCAAUGUCCAUAUGAUAGAAAUCAUGAUUUUGAGAGAUUUGAACACAGAAAGAACAAUAUCUACUGUACACACACUACCUCCUUGUUUAAGAAUACUUUCGGACUUACUCCAGAGGACAUCAGUAAUUUUACCUAUCCUUCUGAAGACUGCCACAAGACUACAGAGGACUGUAAUAAAUGUUUGAAAUACCCAACCUGUCGGUCAUAUGAAGGUCAGUGUUGUGAUAUAAAUUGUUACACACAAAGAAGCUGUCAGAAGUCUUUCAGCGAUGCUUGUCCUAAAAAGCCUGUAGAAUGUGCUUCUGGUGAUAUUCACAACUUUGUCUUGGAGCCGGUGUUCUCAUCAGUGAAUGACAGAUUCUUGUGUCAUAUGAAGUACAAAAAACCACGACAUUUAUAUCAAAUGGAAUACACAGUCCGUAUGCUAGGGAUAGACUACACUUUUCCAAAAAGGAUCAAGUUCGCUAAGGGAGAUAUUUCAUUCAACGAGAGAGGCGUGUUUACAUCAGAGUUUAUUACAGCAUCACACUAUUCCUUUCCAAAAAUAAGUGAAGAAAUUAUUCUUAUUGGUUCUGAGAAUGAUAAAAUAACACACAGGCCAACCAAAUUUCAAGUGCAUGAAUUAAAGAAACCACAUGAUUUUAAUAAAAGAAAGAAGUUUCGGGUACGUCCACACAGAUCCAGUCUUGGAUUAAGCAAUGUUUACUCUACGAACAUCCAGGUGGAGAGGCCAUUUAUGUAUAGUUCUUCUACUUUCUCAAAAGGUGGUUGUACUGAGAAGAAUUUCACUGAUAUUUAUCCACCACAACCCCUCUACGAACCAUCUAGCAUCCUUGUGGAUCCAUCAAUCACCAUUACAGGAGCUGGGAUUGAGUAUGAGACACCAGUACAUAACAUAACUAGAUCAGCCUAUAUAAGAAUGUUUAUUGACAAUUCUUCCAUUUUGACUCACUUUCAAGAUGAUCUGCCAAAAUCCGUCUUAGAUGGAAGUUCUGUUUCUGGUGACUUAGUGUGGAAUCCUAAAACAGGCAUGUGGACUAUAAAAGUACAAGGGAAACUACAGACUUGUCCAGGAUAUUUGACAGUUGAUAUGUAUGACCAGUUCAUGGAAGGAAAAUUGGCUCAUUUCGAUGUGUUUGUCAAAUGUCCUGUAGAUUUCCAUUUGACCUUUGACCUCAAGACCCCAAAUACAGACUUACCAAAUGUAUUUGUAGCUAGGAUUAAUGAUUCUUACAUCAGCCAUUACGUUUUAUUGUCUAUGAUGCAUCCACCAUUUUAUCCACCUUCAGAAUAUCCUCUAACUGAGUCAACAAAUGAGUUGUACCAGUUUCCAUGGCUACCCAUCAUUGCUACAUUGGUCUUAACAUCCAUUGUUUUCUCAGCAUUUGUCGCAGCCUUCUUGGUUAUCAAAAGACAGCGACCAAUUCAGACUCCAGAGGUCAAGAAAUACAUCAGUCCACAGACGACCACCUAUAUUGGUGCUAAAGAUGAUGAGAGAAAUGUAAAUCAACCCUUGACCUUGACCUUAUUUGCAAAACCAGUUUCAAAACAUGUGUCCUGUACUUUGUGUGUACUCUAUGUUGUGUAUGCCAUCAUGUUCACAUUCUCAAUGUUUUUAGGAGUAUUCUAUUUAGUCCAGGGACCUCUUGUUAGUAAUUUAACAAUUGUAUCAAAUACAAGUGCUAAAAUUCAUGAAUCUGUUAGCAGUCAUAUGGCCAAAAUCAGUCAAUAUGAAGACCAGGAACUAGUCAAUGCCUUCAAUGGAACAUUUAACCGUAUGAGAGCUUGCUCUGCACAUCUAAAACAGGAUGUAGCAAGAAUAGAUAACUCCAUCAGAAAAAAUGUUCAGGAUGUUUUGAAUAAGUUUUAUAGUGGUCAUGGUUUAGUAAAAACUGCUAUUGAUAUUAGCAUAACUGAAAAAUCUAAACUUAUUGCUGAUAAAUUUCAGAAAUUUUUAACUGAAACUGACUCUGUGUUAGAUAAACAUUUCGAUAAUACACAGCAAAAGUACAUUGAACUUCUUGAGAACUUCAGGGAUAAUUCAUGGCUAAAAUUCUCUAAGGAAAGAUUUGCUGAGCAGCAGUUUAUUUUGGGAGAGGAAAAGACAUUCCAGGGAUUGAAGGACUUUAUGAAGUGGCUUGAAGUUGAUGGAGUGGAACCAGUUCUUAAUUUUAAAGACACUAUAAAGAAAAGAUUAAAGACGUCUGUAGCUGAACUUAUACCAGCAGGACUACAUAUAUCCCCUGAAACAGUUCUAUUAAAAAGCAAUCCUGAGAUACCUGUCAACUUUAAAUCAGAAUUCAAAUCUCAAGUACUAGAGAGUAUGGAAACAUCGUGGGUUAACACUAACUCCUCAUCAGAUGGAAAGUCUAAUGGACCCCAGGACGAUAAAAUGAUGUCUAAAGCAAAGAUGAUCAGUCAAAUGAAACAAAUAAUACUACCAGUGUUCAUAUGUUUGUUUAUUAUCAUGGAUGCUUUUAUGUUAGGCUACAGGUUUGUGUGGUUAUGGAAAAUAUUACGCAAGGCUAAAAUGGGAGUGGAUAUUAAAGUACCAACAGACCAUGUGGCUGAAAAAAUUCAGUUUUGGCAAACAGGAUGUAAUAAUCGUAAAUUAGAACAUGCCUCGAAAGAAAAUCCUUACAAUUUUUAUGCAGAAAACAAAGAAGACAUGUGGUCCGGUAAAAAUGAUCCGAUUCAACUGUACGCCAAUACCGCUCAGAAAUCUAAACAGGAAAUCCUUAGAGAAAUCUGGAAUAAGAAACAAAAAGAGAAACGUAUAUCCUACACAGAGAGUACUCCACACUCCUUUAUAGCUAAAACUAUAUUUACUUUGUCAACUUUUCUUUACAAACAUUUGAUUGCUCCAAUCCUGUGGAGGUUCGUUUUAGUCGGAGCUUUCGUUUUAGUGAUUUGUUUAGUUACAAAGGCAACUUCAGACUUGGUUAGCAUAGAAACAGCCACAUUUCUCAUAGACACUAAAUCCAUCAUUCCACAGUUACAUAGACAAGUUGACAUUACAAAUAGUUUAUUAAUAGAUGUUACCUCUGACCUCAACAUUAUUUUGAAAGAGCACAAAGCAUUGGUUGAUUCAGAAGUGGCAGUCAUUAACCAUUUUCUGACCAGUACAAUAAAUACACAGAAUGAAGUAUUACAACUGAUACUAUCAGACCUCUGUUCUACGACUCAUACAGAUAUAUGUAGUCCAUCAUUACUGAGGGUCCAACAACUGAUCACAUCUUGUAACUUUUUACCAGUUACAUCUUUACCAUUUAAAGAAAUGGAUGAAGGAUUAUUUGUGCAUUAUUUACAUUCAGAGUUAGUUCCCCUUGUUAGUACAUUGAGACAGAUUUUGUUAAACACAUGUUACAUCUUAUUUGUGUAUGCAUGUCUCAUGCUUAUAUGUCACAUGCUUAUCCGUAUUGUGAUUUUCUAUCUGAUCAAGAAAGGACGACUUCCAAGAGCCAUGAUUUAUCUUGUGUCGAACACUAAUGACUGCUGGAAAGUGAACGAGGGCAGUAAUACUAAGUCUAUGUAUCGUAGUAACUCAUGCAUAGAGAGUUGUGAGAGUGGAGUAGUAGGGGAUAUAGAAGAUCACAGAGAGUCUAAUAUGUGAAGCAGUUCAUGGGAUCAAAAUGUGAAUGUUAGAUCCAGUCAUGUGAUCUGAAUGUAAAAUGGCUGAAAUGGGAAGCAUUCAGCAGGAGAUUAGUGGUGAAGCAUGAAGCAAAAGAUAAGUGGUGAAUCACAGUGAAAUGUGAAGCAUGAAGCACAAGAUAAGUGGGGAAUCACAGUGAAAUGUGAAGCAUGAAGGAUGAAGCACAAGAUAAGUGGGGAAUCAUGGUGAAAUGUGAAUCCUUCUAUUGCUGUUGUUCAAAGGUGACGACAGAAGCAGUUUACAAGCGUCUUAGACAAACUAAAAUAUAAAUACAUGCUAUAUACUGUGGAGUCAUUUAUUUUUGUGGGUAUCAAUUUUCGUGGAAAAAUUGGUGUCCAACGAAUAAAAAUGAAUCCACAGUAAAUGAAAAUUCUAGGAACAUAUUUAAAAUGUGACAGAUUUAUUGAACUAUAUAGUUUCUGAAAAGGUUGUCAUGAAAGUGAUUUUUAAAGACAUCUAAAGAAGAACAAAAUCAAGAAAAUUAGAUUCUUUAUAUAAUCAGCUUUCAUUGAUGAUAUUAAUUUUAAUCUUUAUGAGCAAAAUUUAACUUGUGUUCAAAGUAAAAAAAUUAUUGUGAAAAUUAUUUGAAAGUAUUUUUGUGCUUAUUUUUUGGUUUAGUAUUAAAUUGCAAAAAAUAUGUGCAUCUAGAAAUAUAAAAUUUAAAAAUAAUGGUGCAGUGUUUAUAUUAUUUAUAUCAGCUUUUACUACUUUGUCAAAUUAUUUAAGCAGCUUAUUAUAUUACAUGUAUUAAAAUUAAAGAUGCAUUUAUAGAAUUUACAUGAUUGAUUACAAGUAGUCCUUCGCAUGAAAACUGAUGAAUAACUUACUAGGCACUGGCUACGGUUACAUGGAAAUGUAACAAUAAUAAAAAUAUUAUUGUUACAUUGGAGACUAAUUGCCGGAAUGCAAAGUUGGGAAAGGAACCGACUUAUUACGAAUGUAACAAUAAUUAUUGAGGUUACAGUUACAUUGCGUUAUUGUUACAUGAAUACAGCAACAUACGCUGAAUUUAUUAAAUUUAUGUCUUCUAUGGUUUUGUUGCUUAAUUCUUUCAUAUGAUAUAAAUAAAACUUGUAAUAAUGACAAAUAAUGAAUAUUAUUAUUCAACAAAUUGUGUUUGAAUAGUUUUACGUAUUUUAUGGUUUUGAUGUUUUUUAAAGAUACUGACCCAAGUCAGGAGCCUCUGGCCUUAGUCGUGUAUGAUUUUUAAUUUUAGUUUCUUGUGUAUAAUUCGGAGUUUAGCGUAGCGACCAUUAUCACUGAACUAGUAUACAUAUUUGUUAAGGGGCUUGCUGAAGGACACCUCCGGUUGCGGGAGUUUCUCGCUACAUUGAAGACCCAUUGUGGCCUCAGCUGUUGUGUGCUCUAUAGUCGGGUUGUUGUUACUUUUAAGUUGACACAUUCCCUAUUUCCAUUCUCAAUUUUACCUCAAAUAAGUAGUGUCAAAGGCGAAAAUUAUAGUUCAAUGGUUUGUUGUUGGGUUUGGGAGAAAAAAAUAAAACUUUGGAUUGGUUUGAAAUGAAACUGAUUUAAUAACAAGACACAAAUUUCAUACAACUAUACAAAGGCUGUUCUGAAAAAAUGAUAUAAUCAAAAGCAAAGUUUGUUAACUGUGAACUUCUGUAUACAUGUAUCCAUGGAGAACGUAAUUUCGUUUCAAAAUCGGAUAUGUAGAAACUGUAAAUAAAAAUAAAGAAAGAAAUUGUAUGUAAUAAUUGUAUGUAUUGUAAAUAUAAAAUAAAUGUUUUCAACUUUUAUUAUUUAGUACAUAUUACUAGUCCCAUCGGACAUUGCCGUUUUUUCAUGUAACAAUAACGCAAAGUAACCGUAGCCUCAAUAAUUAUAGUUACAUUCGUAAUUAAUCAGUUCCUUACCCAACUUUGCAUUCAGGCAAUUAGUCUCCAAUGUAACAAUAAUAUUUUUAUUAUUGUUACAUUUCCAUGUAACCGUAGCCAGUGCCAACUUACUAUGGGUUCACAUAAGUUUUAUGUACAUGUUAAUAAUGAAAUGAAGUAUGGUAUAUUGUCGUUCAUUAAUAUUUGUCUAUCUUAUUGAAGUACGAGUCAAUUUAUACUUUAAACUGCCAUAUAAUUAUUAGAGAUAUUGUUGUUUUUUUAGGUUUAAUGUCAAUGAGAUUGCAAUCCAAAGAAACAAAAUCAAAAUACAUCUAGAGAUCAUCAGCACACGAUAACAUGCUUUAUUGGUAAAUAAAUCAGGUUGUAGGUUCAGAGUUGGUGUUUAAUGUUAAUGUAUGUCAACAUCAAUAAAUUUAUUGUAUUAUUUAUUAAAUAUUUUAUUUAUUUAAUGCCACCAUCAAAUGAAAAUAAUCAGGAGAAAUAAUUGAGUCGUGUGACCAGAACUUGUCAUAAUAUUUAUUUAACUGUUGUGAUAUUUGUUAAGUUUGUGAUACUUUAAUAAAUGUGUAGCUUAUUUA